Linum tenue is the source of this 1899-nucleotide messenger RNA. The record is from the annotation of a GenBank genome assembly. Lineage: Eukaryota; Viridiplantae; Streptophyta; Magnoliopsida; Malpighiales; Linaceae.
AUGGCGAGAAGUUGCAGAAGCAGAUGCCUUGUUUGGGAGGAUGUUACAGUGACACUCGCCAAUGGCAAGAAGGAGAAGAAGAACAAGUGCUUGGUGAGUGGGCUUACUGGGCUUGCAGAGUCUCAUCGGAUCAUGGCGGUUAUGGGCCCGUCUGGCUCCGGCAAAUCCACCUUCCUCGACGCUUUAGCCGGCAGGCUCUCACCUCAAGCUUCCAUGGCGGGGAAGGUCCUGCUCAGAGGCGGCAGCCCGCCGCCGGCCGGCGAGUCCUACGUGACACAAGAAGACGUGUUCCUAGGAACCCUGACGGUCAAAGAAACGCUCUACUUCGGCGCCCGCCUCCGGCUGCCGGAGCUCACCACCGCCGAGCUCGACGAAGCCAUCGAUGAAACAUUAACAAAGAUGGGCCUCGAGGAGUGCGCCGACAACACGAUCGGGAACUGGCACCUGAGGGGGAUCAGCGGCGGGGAGAGGCGGCGGCUGAGCAUCGCCGUCGAGAUACUGGCGCAGCCGCAGGUGCUCUGCCUCGACGAGGCAACCACCGGGCUCGACAGCGCCGCCGCGUUCUUCGUCGUGCAGGCGCUCCGCAACGUCGCUCGCCGCGACGGCAAGAUCGUGGUUUGCUCCAUCCACCAGCCCACCGACGACGUGUUCCGGCUGUUCGACGACCUGCUGCUCAUCUCCGCCGGCGAAGCCGUCUAUUUUGGUGAUUCCCAAGGUGCCGUCAAGUUCUUUGCAGAUUCAGGCUUCCCAUGCCCAACUAGAAGAAACCCGCCGGACCAUUUCCUCCGGUGCAUUACUCCGGAGUUCGAUCAAGUCUUUGCUGCCCUAAAGCAGACACAAAGACGAAACUAUGUGCAGGAACUCUCAGCAACAGAUGGGUUAGUGAACUUGACAACAGCAGAGAUCAGAGCAACUCUCGUGGCGAAAUAUAAGGCGUCCAUUUUCCCCGAGAUUGCGAGGAAAAAGAUUCAAGAACUCGCACGUCAGGAGAAACAUGACUAUGAUGAUGAUGAUGGGCAGAGACAAUGCUGGUGGAAGCAAUUCUGCACACUGACACAUCGCUCCAUCCUCAACAUGUCUAGAGACCUCGGAUACUACUGGCUCCGGAUCGUCUUCUACAGCUUGGUGGCACUCAGCACCGGCUCCUUGGAGUUCGACAUUGGAACCUCGAGUGACUCUGUGAUAGCCAGAGGCAAGGUCGUCGCUUUCAUCUAUGGCAUCAUGAUCUUCUUGUCCGUCAGCGGCUUGCCUUUCUUCCUCGACGAAAUCAAGGUCUUCAAGGGCGAGACACUGGCCGGUUAUUAUGGGGAGCCAGCUUACGUGUUGUCCAACUUCCUCUCCUCUUUACCAUUCACCAUAGUCAUAUCCUUGUCCUCAGGAUCCAUAAUCUACAGCCUGGUCAAGUUUCAUCCCGGGUUCUCGCACUUGCUCUACUUCUGCAUCAACCUCUUCUUUUGCAUCUCCGUCUCUGAAGCCUCCGUCUUUGUGACUGCUUCCCUCGUUUCCAAUCCAUUGCCGUCGAUGGGGGCAGCUAUUGGUGUGACCAUGCUCAACCUGAUGCCAUCAAAUGUAUUCAGACCAUUGCCCGAGCUUCCUAAGAUCUUCUGGCGGUACCCUUUGUCCUACAUCAGUUUUGCAGCUUGGGGAACACAAGGGAACCUGAAGAACGACAUGAUUGGACUAGAGUUUGAUGCCGUGGUACCUGGAGAAGCAAAGAUUAAAGGUGAAGCUAUUCUGCAGGAUACUUACGGUAUUGACCUGCAGUACUCAAAGUGGUGGGACGUAGUAGCUCUCUUCUGCUUGCUGCUAUGUUACAGGCUACUCCUAGUCAUCGCACUUCGCUGCAAGCAGAGAAUAUCAUCACCAUUCCGCAGAAUUUACCCCACGAGUGGUCGAUAA